UGUAUCCGCACUGUUUGCCUGGAAUCAAACACGUUUAUUUUUCACAACAAUCAUCCAGAAACGAUGGAUGCAGUACUUUUACACGGAGAAGCUGAAUUAUAUAUUCAAAGUCUAGAGAAGAUGUCAUUGCGUGAAAUCGGAAGUCCGAAGUGGUUUCGCCAGCAUGAGUUCAUUGAAAAACUUAACAUGCAAGCUAUUCUGAAUGCUCAAUCUAGUCAAGAGGAAUUUGUUAAGGACCUCUUCGUUUCACUGGGAAAGAUUCCCACACUGGUACAUGCAAUGAUACUUACAGAAGUUUGGAAACAUAAAGUGUUCCCUAUAAUUUGUAAACUAAAGGACUUUAAUCCAAAGAGCACAUUUCUACUUUACAUGGUGAUUCACCAUGAAGCUACCAUUAUAAACCUCUUGGAGACAAUAAUGUAUCACAAGGAAUCCAGUGAAGCAGCGGAUGAUGCUGUAAUUGACCUGGUGGAUUACUGUCAUCGCAAACUCACUCUGCUGGCGGGACAAUCUGUCUGUCAUAAGGUCCCUGCUGAGGACCGAAUUACACAUGUACAGCAAACAGACGGCACAUCCAUACAGGAUCUGCAGAGGCAAAGUGAUAUGUUGGAGUUUGAAAUCUCUGUCAAGGCUCUAUCAGUGCUGUGUUACAUCACUGAUCACAUAGAGAGCUUGAGUUUUAGUGUGCUUUCAAGGAUGCUGAGCACACAUAAUUUACCCUGUGUGCUGGUUCAGCUGGUGGAAAAUUGCCCUUGGAACAGAGGUAAAGAGAAAUACACAGAAGGGAAGUGGAGGCCUGUUCUGCCUGAGGAUCAGCUCAAAUUGAGUAAACAUGAUGGCCAGGUGUGGAUUGCUCUACUAAACCUGGUACUCAAACCAGACUGCCAAAGAAAAUAUGAUUUCAAUAACUUCAACAUAAAUCAGCUCUUAAAGCUUCGUGGAUUUUUGACAGACACUGUGAUAGAUCAGUUACCAAACCUAGUUGAUCUCAAGAACUUUCUCAGUCACCUUGCUCUCUCAGAUCCAGCACCUCCUAAAAAAGAUUUAAUCUUGGAGCAGUUGCCAGAGAUAUGGAAUUAUAUCGUAACCGAGAAUUCCAACAAGUGGAAAGCCAUAGCUAAACACCAAGUGACACAUGUUUUUAACCCCUCGGAGAAUGAAUUAAGAGAGCAAGCUACUAGGUUGGCAAACACAUAUAAUCUGGAUCUGAUGGAGAAUCUAAUCCCAGACAAACCCAAGUGUGGAGCUUGUGGAAGACAGGGUGCAAAACGUUGCUCUCGCUGUCAAGGAGAAUGGUAUUGCAACAGAGAGUGUCAGGUGAAACACUGGCCCAAGCACAAGCCUGUAUGCCAAAUCAUGACUGAGGCCACUCAAAAACUAUAGAAGGAAUUGGAUUUCAGAAGCUGAUGUUUCGCAUUGCAGAAAGCAACAGAGAGGAAUGUAACACAAAUGCUCAUAAACACAGUGACUAACUAAAAUAUUGCUCUACUAAUGGUGGACAUUCAUGAAAACAUUUGAGAACUCUUUACAGCAUUGUGGUUUUCCUAUAGCUGUAAUGCAAUAUGUAUUAUGGGUCAUUAUUCAUAUAUAAACAUUGUUCAUGUACAUGUUUAUGAAUUUGAUUCAGUAUGACAUAAAACACAUACAAAUUUUUAUUUCUCACAUUUUUUGU
Messenger RNA from Triplophysa dalaica, 1672 nucleotides. It is a transcript of the gene zmynd10, whose product is annotated as zinc finger, MYND-type containing 10. The transcript has 12 exons. Lineage: Eukaryota; Metazoa; Chordata; Actinopteri; Cypriniformes; Nemacheilidae. Gene Ontology annotation, biological process: inner dynein arm assembly; motile cilium assembly; outer dynein arm assembly. Bases 64 to 1383 code for a protein of 439 amino acids. Gene Ontology annotation, cellular component: centriolar satellite; cytoplasm. The record is from RefSeq and is a predicted model, not a curated record.